Molecule: messenger RNA, 1605 nt
Organism: Penicillium atrosanguineum
Lineage: Eukaryota; Fungi; Ascomycota; Eurotiomycetes; Eurotiales; Aspergillaceae
Product: elongation of very long chain fatty acids protein
Exons: 2
Coding region: 1-1605 (534 amino acids)
Biological process (GO): fatty acid elongation, polyunsaturated fatty acid; very long-chain fatty acid biosynthetic process; fatty acid elongation, monounsaturated fatty acid
Cellular component (GO): endoplasmic reticulum membrane
Molecular function (GO): fatty acid elongase activity
Source: RefSeq, a predicted model, not a curated record
AUGUUCGACAUCAACGUGCCCUCCGAGUUUGGUCCGGCCACCGUCCGCAUCGCUCUUCCUCCCGCCUCCCUCCUCCACUUUCCUCCCAACGAGCUCCCAGUGACCAUUCCGGCGCCUCACGUCUCUGAGUGGACCUGGAAACAGCCUUUCAACAUCCCCAAUGAUCUCUAUAACCAGGUGUUGGACGUGCGGGUCCCAAUUACCAUCGCCACCGUCUAUGCGCUCACCGUGGUCUUGAUCAAUCGCAUCAAUAAAGCUCGUGGCUACAAGCCCUAUGCCUUUAGCCACUCGCGCCUGUUCAAAUCCUUCGUGAUUCUGCACAAUGUAUUCUUGGCUGUCUAUUCCGCCUGGACUUUCGUCGGCAUGCUCCAAGCCUUCAGCAACUCCUUCCCGUCCCAUGACGAGUCCAAUGGCCUCGUCGGUGUCGUGGACUCGCUCUGCAAGAUCAAUGGACCCCGUGGCUACGGUAACGCCGCCACGUACAGCCCUCUGACCGAUGAAUGGUCCAUUCCCAACUCCGCGCUGAAGCUUACUGGCGGUCAACCCGAUUCCAGUGACGUCGGUCGUCUCUGGAACCAGGGUCUGGCUUACUUCGGCUGGAUCUUCUACCUGUCCAAGUUCUACGAGGUUGUCGACACGGCUAUCAUUCUUGCCAAGGGCAAGAAGAGCUCCACUUUGCAGACUUACCACCACGCUGGUGCCAUGAUGUGCAUGUGGGCCGGUAUCCGCUAUAUGGCGCCUCCCAUCUGGAUCUUUUGUCUGGUCAACUCGGCUAUUCACGCUAUGAUGUACACCUACUACACCUGUACUGCCCUGCGCAUCCGUGUUCCCAACCUGAUCAAGCGCAGCCUGACCACCAUGCAAAUCACCCAAUUCAUCUUGGGCACUAACAUGGCCGCUGCCUACCUUUUCGUUCACUACACUAUUCCCUACUCCGCUGGUAGUGCUGCUCUGCGCAACCUGGCCCAGGCCGCUCCCGUUGUGGCCAAUGCUGCUACUGAGGCUGGUGUCAUGCCCUGGCUCAAGAAGCUGGCUUUCCGCGCCGCUGGUGCGGAAGGUCUUGCUGAGAAUGUGGGUGGAGCUGUCACCGCUCCCCCGGCUGGCUAUACCCAGCAGGUGGUGACCUGCUUGGAUACCACCGGCCAGGCCUUUGCCGUCUGGCUCAAUGUGUCUUACCUGCUCCCCCUCACCUACCUCUUUGCUCGCUUCUUUGUCCGCUCCUAUCUGCAACGCAAGGACCCCGGUGACAAGCAGCCUACCCACAUGGAGGCUGCCGAGAAGGCCGGUGUGGAGGCCUUUGGUCGUCUGAGUCGCGAGAUUCAGCGGGCUGCUAUCGAGGGCGAGAACAGCGAAACCACCGACGAUGAGGUCAUCCGGGCUCAGGUCCAGAAGAUCGUUGAACAAAAGGCCCAGGACUCUCCCGUGCGCACACGGGCUUCCGCCGCCAACAAGGCCAAGGCCGCUACGUCAUCCGGUUCAGACGAGGGUUUCUCCACUGUGAAGAAGGGCGCGAAGAAGCAGGCCAAGGGCGAGCAGAAGACGAGCUCAGGCUCUCCGACCGGAAAGGGUGAGAACCCUUUCGGCGUACUCGAUCGGAAUGCGUGA